Messenger RNA from Leucoraja erinaceus (little skate), 3387 nucleotides. RefSeq names its product activity-dependent neuroprotector homeobox protein 2-like. The transcript has a single exon. The record is from RefSeq and is a predicted model, not a curated record. Gene Ontology annotation, molecular function: DNA binding. NCBI's taxonomy places the organism in Eukaryota, Metazoa, Chordata, Chondrichthyes, Rajiformes, Rajidae. Gene Ontology annotation, cellular component: nucleus. The annotation marks the transcript as partial. Gene Ontology annotation, biological process: regulation of gene expression.
UCUUUGAGCAAGACCAACGCGCCGUCGCCGUGUAGCAUCAGGCCAGCUGGGCAAAUGCUCUCCGGAGCUCAAGCCGCCGGGUCGGCUCUGAACAUCAUCGGACUGCAAGGCCCGGCGCUGACGUGCGUGAAGCAGGCCGCCUCCACGGUGAACACCGCGCCGCCACCACAGCCUCCUCUGCCGGUCAUCACCAGCGUACUCUCUCCCAUCCCGGUGCCGGCGUCGCUCAAUGUCUUGGCCCUCCCGCAGAAUUUCACUCCGGUGUCUUUGGGCUCAAUGACUCCGGCCUUGAACGCUUUGAUCCCAGUGAGCGGCCCUGGCGGACUCCCAAAGCCAGGCCAGGUUAACCUGCUGCCUGCCACCUUUCAGAUGGGCCAGAGCAACCUUGCCAUCAGGGCGCUGCCUCGGGCAUUCCUCAUGCCGCAGGGAUUGACCAUUGACCGGGCGGCCAGACCCACCAGUAUUCCAGGGAAUUUGCCGACGAUUGAGCAUCUAAUUCAGAGCGGGAAAGACGCCAACGGCUUACCUGCCUACACCCUCAUAACUCCAGUUCAGUUCGCCUUGCCUGUUGCUCCCACUGCGACCAGCAGCAGCAACAAACCAGGCGUGCUCUCCGCCACGCAAUUGCCACUUCAUAUCGACCGGUCGAAUCAAGCGCCGUGCGUUCCCCAGCAAGAGCCCUCGGUGAUCGCAGUUGCCGCCGUGGAGCGGGAACCGGCGCCGUCGAUGCCCGCGGAACUUGCUCUAAAUCUGCCGCCGGCGCCCGUCACCAGAGCCCAACAGUGGAAGAGCUGCUCCUUCUGCAGCUCACUGUUACCGCUCAGCGCCUACGACAACCACAUCGCCACCGCGCACAGGGCCAACAACAACAGGCCUGAGAAGGUCGUGGCCUGUGCCAACUACCUACAGAGGGCCGGCGCCCACAUCUGCAAGUGUCUGUUCUGUGAGUGUUACGUACACGAAAACCAACUGUUUUGCCAUCUGCUAAUGCAUGGCCUGACCUGCUUGUUCUGCUCGCAAACCUUCUACGAUCUGGCCAAGUUUACCGCGCACACCAAGUUCUCGCACGCUGGGCUGAGGAUCCAAGUGGUGGAAAACAACAAAGACGGAGCCUCGUCCUCCAACCAAAGCAAAGAAGGCGGCUUUAACUUGACUAUCACGUUACCAGAAGAUGAAAUGGGUCCCAACGACAUCCACCUGACCCUCAUUCCAAGCAAAAUGUCCUCUCCUCACGCGCCUUUAGUAAUCGAGGUGUGCAGGCACAAGGCAGAGCAGGUAGACAUCAUUGCAGAGGCUGUAACCCCGGGGCCACCAAGUUCAGGGUGUCCUUUCUGUUGGAAUCAUUUUCGUGGUUUGCAAUACGAAAUGCAUUUGCACGAGAAACAUCACGUGGCACCUGUUGUUCAUCCGCUACUGAAGAUACCCUCGUUUAAGUGCAUUUACUGUCAAGCUGUGUACACUGACCACAUGUCGGCAUCAACAAUCUCUCUCCAUCUUUUUCGCUGCAGGGGCCUUAAUAAAAUGCAAACUGUUACUUUGCCAAAAGACACUGGGCUGUCAAAGCGUGUGUUUUCAGAAAUCGGCGAAUUGGGGGCUGAACUGGUUUCAAAUGGCGACGGAAGAAAUUUAGCGCCGCCGGCUUCAAAACGAUUAAAGACUGAUGUAGCCACCGUCUAUUCUAAAGUCUCUCCUUUAGCACUGAGUAACACGGCGAAUACUUCACACUCCUUGCCCUCUUCGGAUCCAUCUACUGUGCUGGCGCUAGUCCCGAAAGGAUUUGGCCAUCGCCCCUACAAAGAACGAAAGCUGUUCCUCAAUGACUAUUUUCACAAGCAACCUUACCCGAGCAAUAAGGAGAUCGACCUGUUAUCUUCAGUCCUGUCCCUGAAGAAGAACGACGUUGUCCUCGUCUUUGACACAAAACGGGGGUCGUGCUUGAAAGCAAUGAAGGACAAACCUUUUGUGCUUUUAGGAUUCAACAUGUCGGAACUGAAGAAAGUAAAGCACGGGCUCAGAUUUGAUUUUGGGGGAACAAGCAGAAAGCCGAAUAGAAGUUAGUUAUGGCUUGCGUAGGAGGGAACUGCCGAUCCUGGUUUCCACUUAAGGUAAGACACAAAAUGCUGGAGUAACUCAGCGGGACAGGCAGCGUCUCUGGAGAGAAGGAAUGGGUGGGUGACGUUUCUGAAGAAGGAUCUCAACCCGAAAGUCAUCCAUUCAUUCUCUCCAGAGAUGCUGCCUGUCCCGCUGGCUAACUCCAGCAUUUUGUGUCUAUCUUUGGAUUAUAACUGUCCAUCCUUCCAAAUCCUGAAAAUGAAUGACUUUGACAGUGAUACUGUAGAUUAUUGUGUAAACUUUGUCCAGACUCCAUUGGUGAAGUUGUGCACCGAAGAUGGACACACAAUGCUGGAGUAACUCGAAAGAAUGGGUGACAUUUCAGGUCGAGACACUGCUCCAUUCUCCAGUCUGAAGAAGGGUCUCGACCCGAGAUGUCACCCACCCAUUCCUUUUCUCCAGUGAUGCUGCCUGUCCAGCUGAGUUACUGCAGCAUUUUGUGUCUAUCUUUAGUUUUGACAUGAGUGUCCACCUUGGUCAUAGGGUACAAAUACAUGGACUAAUCUAUACUGGAAGACAAUCAAAUUGUUCAUGGCAUUUUGCUUUAGGGGACGCUUCUUUUGCCAUACUGGUCAUGAUUCCUUGUGGCUGGAAGCUCGAGAUCAAGAUGAAUCUAAAUACAAAGGUUUAACUCGAAAUCCUGCUUAAAGCCAAAAAUGUUAUUGUGUUUAUUUACAGCCACUUUACAUGGAUGCAGUGCGGUUUGCAAAAUGAAAUGUAAACUUGCAUUCAGGUAGAAAGGGAUAUAUUGGUAUUAAGCACAGGUUCACGAUGAGCUUUGCUAUAUGUGUUGGAGGAUGAAUUUAAUGUCAAUAACACUGUGACUUUUGCUCUGCCCAAUUUACAAAGUUCCUGCCUUUGCAGUUUCUUAAUGUUUGUUUGAAACAUGAAAAGGAGGGUGAGAAGUACAGUUUAUUCGGUCAAACCUGCUGCAAAGUUGCCUCUUUCAGUUUAGUAUAUUGUCAGAUGUACAGUGAAAAGCUUUUUGUUGCGUGCUUAUAGAGUCAGCAGAAAGACAAUACGCGAUUACAAUCGAACCAUUUACAGUGUAAUGGGUGCAACGAUUGUAAUCUGAUUGUAGAUCUGCUUCUUUGUUGGGCGCCAUCUUGGAUUAUUUUUUGACAUUGCCUAGUCCAUUUUUCCAAUGUUCUUGAUCAAUUUCGGCUUAGGAUGCCUUGUCUGCUUUUCACUAUCACAAUUUUGUAGUUCCUCUUCUUUUCACUAUUACAAUUUUGUAGUUCAUUUCACAAAUGAUUAAAAAAAAAUCACAGUUCA